Brenthis ino (lesser marbled fritillary) is the source of this 1632-nucleotide messenger RNA. NCBI's taxonomy places the organism in Eukaryota, Metazoa, Arthropoda, Insecta, Lepidoptera, Nymphalidae. The record is from the annotation of a GenBank genome assembly.
AUGAGGUCGUUGUUUUUAUUAGCGGCGCUGUGCUGCCUAGUCUUAUCGGCUUAUGCUGGCCCAGUUUUCCGUUCCGAUGAAAGCCAAAAGGAAGUAGGCAGGCAGGCUGCCGCCCCAGCUGCGCCUGCGCCGGCCGCUUCUGAUGACGAUGAUGAUGAUGAUGAUGACGAUGAUGAUGAUGUUGAUCUAGAUGACCCCUUGGCAGAUGACGAUGACGACGACGAAGAUGAUGACGAUGAUGAUGAGGAAGGCGAUGAUGAAGCCGAUGAUGAAGAAGACGAUUAUUUAGAAAGAUUCUUCGAUGACAUCUUAGGAGGUGAUGAUGAUGACGACGAUGAAGACUCCGCUGGUGUUCAACCUGUCGUAGCACCUGCUGAUACUGUGGCGGCUGCACCAGCACCUGUAGCUGCAGUUGAAGAAGCAGCAGCAGUUUCGGAAGAAGUAAAUGCAUCUGAAGCUGCUGAAGAAGCUUCUGAAGUCGAUGAUGUCGAAGCUGGUCAAAAACAGCCCGCAAGCGCUGAAGUAGAAUCCCCUGUUGCCGCCAGUUCAGAGGCAGCAGCCGCUGCCGAUUCCGAUGAUGAGGAGGAAGAUGACGACAUCACUGAUGCUCUCGACCCUGAAGAUGAUGAUGACGAGGAUGAUGACGAUGAAGAUGACGAUGACGAUGACGACGAACUCACUGACGCUCUUGGCAGGAAUAAACAAGCACGUGCAUUAAAAGAAGAGCCGACGAAGAAACCCUCUGUACCGACUGUUUAUAUCGUUAAGUAUAACAGAUUUGUGGAUAACAUUCUUGAAAAAAUGAAUGAAAUCUUGAGACGUUCUUACGAUCCAGUGAAUGUGAAGCUGCAACCAAUUGAUGCAAGCAAGAAAACUUCCAAGCCAAAGAAAAAUAAGACUAAGACAAAUAAAAGGAAAACGUCUAACAAGAAGAAAAACGCUGCUCGUGGAGGAGUAGCUGAAAGUAAAAAAAAUGAAACUAUAUCUGACAAACUCGCGGAAGUUAACACUAUAAACGAUAUAUCCCAGAACAAAGUAGCUAACGUUAUAGAAUCCCAGCAAUCGGCUAGCGAGUCAAGAGCUACAAAGCAAAAAGCUAAACCAAAAUCAACCACACCCAGACCUAAACCUCCAGCGAAGACAACUAAACCAAAAACCAAGGCAACCACUAAAGCUACGACUGCCAAGCCCGUUAAUAAGAAUAAAGUGAAAGCUAGUGAGAAGAGUAAACCUAGAGCUAAAGGAAUUUUGUUUGGACUUUCAUCAUUAAGAAGAAUGGGCGAUGUUGCUGUAAACAUAAUGUCCGAUCAAACAACUGUGAGGAGUAAUUUUGCAGUAGGACCUCUCGUGCUAAGAGUGGAGAAAGAGGUUGGACGUAAGAAAGAAAUUAAAUCAGCCACAGCUACGACCGCUGAAAUGAUGGGAAAAAUCACAUUACGUGUCAACAAUCAAGGAGUGGCUUCUUUACAUUCAAUUAAAGUCUUGCAGCCUAAGCAGGUGCGUGUGGAUAGCAAUCAUGAAAGAACGCGUGAGUUGGCUUGGCAGCGUAGUUCAAGAAUCGCUCAUGUCGUUUCCGAGAAACUUCGUUCAGCUUCUAAACCUAUGUUCUUGCAGUCCAGUAUUGAAAGACAG